UUUUAACGAUUUUCAUAGGUCGUCCAAAUGAACUACUGCUGCCUCUCCACUCUUCCGUCCUGGACAACUUUACGCUCCGUUAACAGCCACUGCCACGCCCCAGCCGCCGCGGCCACCGCCACCGGCAGCUUUGCUACUAACAGAACAAGGUUUCAAAUUAGAGCCAUGAGAGCUGUCGUCCAGCGAGUUACCUCUGCCAGCGUCGAGGUCGAAGGCCGUGUGGUAUCGGACAUUGGGCCAGGCCUUCUCGUCUUUGUCGGCCUCCACGAGUCCGACACCGAUUCUGAUGCCGAUUAUAUAUGCCGGAAGGUAUUAAAUAUGAGAUUGUUCCCAAAUGAAACUACUGGAAGAGGCUGGGACCAGAAUGUUAUGCAGAAAAAUUAUGGAGUUUUGCUAGUGAGUCAGUUUACAUUGUAUGGAAUCUUGAAGGGAAACAAGCCAGACUUCCAUGUAGCGAUGCCACCCCAGAAAGCAAAACCAUUCUAUGAUUCAUUAGUCGAAAAAUUUAGGAAAUCAUACAGGCCAGAUGCCAUAAAAGAUGGUGUAUUUGGAGCAAUGAUGAAGGUUAAUCUAGCUAACGAUGGACCAAUAACAAUGCAGCUUGACUCACUACAAUCAUCCAAGUGAGUACAACCAGCCACAAUUAUCAUAACCCAACGAACGCAAACGGGGCAGAAGAACCAUAAAUUGGUCAUGUGGCAUUUUCAUCGACAUCUGCAUAGCCACAUGUUCUGAACUUUUGAGAUGAUAGAGUACAAAACAAUUUCUAAUUUAAGUUGAAGCUGUCUUUAGUUUGCAAUUAUUUCAAUUCUACUGGAGUAAGAUCUUCCUGCCAAUUCCGCCUGGCAGAAAAAUGCAGCAGAGGCUUUAUCUAAAUCUUUUCUCUUCUUAUACGGCUAAAGAUUUAACUGGACAAGAUUGCCAGUCAAUAAUGAUUAUCAUAGUAACCAAGUUUUAUA
Hevea brasiliensis (rubber tree) is the source of this 959-nucleotide messenger RNA. RefSeq lists its product as uncharacterized. Bases 28 to 627 code for a protein of 199 amino acids. Gene Ontology annotation, biological process: tRNA metabolic process. Lineage: Eukaryota; Viridiplantae; Streptophyta; Magnoliopsida; Malpighiales; Euphorbiaceae. The record is from RefSeq and is a predicted model, not a curated record. The transcript is spliced from 8 exons. Gene Ontology annotation, molecular function: D-tyrosyl-tRNA(Tyr) deacylase activity. Gene Ontology annotation, cellular component: cytoplasm.